Messenger RNA from Cornus florida, 1037 nucleotides. Its product is annotated as small ribosomal subunit protein uS3y. The record is from RefSeq and is a predicted model, not a curated record. The transcript is spliced from 6 exons. Gene Ontology annotation, molecular function: RNA binding; structural constituent of ribosome. NCBI's taxonomy places the organism in Eukaryota, Viridiplantae, Streptophyta, Magnoliopsida, Cornales, Cornaceae. The coding region runs from base 100 to 807 and encodes 235 amino acids. Gene Ontology annotation, biological process: translation. Gene Ontology annotation, cellular component: nucleus; cytosolic small ribosomal subunit.
AUCUAAAACAUUAGGGUUUCAUUCUGCAUUUUGCGGACGAGACUGGAGAGCCGAAGCGUUGAGCGAGCGAUUCGCAAUCACCUAUCCACAACCGCAAACAUGGCGACUCAGAUGAGCAAAAAGCGAAAGUUUGUUGCUGAUGGAGUCUUUUUUGCGGAGCUCAACGAAGUUCUGACCAGAGAGCUGGCCGAGGAUGGAUACUCUGGCGUCGAGGUUAGGGUUACUCCGAUGCGCACUGAGAUCAUCAUCAGAGCCACUCGUACCCAGAACGUUCUUGGUGAGAAGGGUAGGAGGAUUAGGGAGCUGACUUCAGUUGUUCAAAAGCGCUUUAAGUUUCCAGAGAACAGUGUGGAGCUUUAUGCCGAGAAAGUUAAUAACAGAGGUCUCUGUGCCAUUGCUCAGGCGGAGUCACUCCGUUACAAGCUUCUUGGAGGCCUUGCUGUUCGUAGGGCUUGUUACGGUGUUCUGAGAUUUAUCAUGGAGAGUGGGGCUAAGGGAUGCGAGGUCAUUGUGAGCGGAAAGCUCCGUGCUCAGCGUGCCAAGUCCAUGAAAUUUAAGGAUGGGUACAUGAUAUCUUCUGGUCAACCUGUCAAUGAAUAUAUUGACUCAGCUGUGAGACACGUCCUCCUCAGACAGGGUGUGCUUGGUAUCAAGGUCAAAAUCAUGCUCGACUGGGAUCCCAAAGGCAAGCAGGGGCCUGCAACACCGUUGCCUGAUCUGGUAACUAUUCACCCUCCCAAGGAUGAAGAGCCUAUUCCUCAAAUGGUGGCGGCACCUGUUAUUGAGGUACCGGUUGCGUUAGCCUGAGUUGGGUGGUGAUUGAACUAUCAUCACAUGCAGUACGUACUGUUUUUGCCAUUUCAGUAAUUUUGCUUUUGUUUUUUUGUUCUUUCAUCCAGAUCAGAAUAAUACUAGAUAUCUCUUUUUAAUUUUUUCCCUGGAGUUGCGGAUGUUAAUUUAUGUUCAUUUAAACAAUCUUUUUCGAUGGAUGCAUGACUAUGUUUACUUAUUUUAAUAUUAUGCCUUUAUUUUUGUUU